Messenger RNA from Gekko japonicus, 2867 nucleotides. RefSeq names its product transmembrane protein 63C (gene TMEM63C). Bases 208 to 2703 code for a protein of 831 amino acids. Gene Ontology annotation, molecular function: calcium-activated cation channel activity. Lineage: Eukaryota; Metazoa; Chordata; Lepidosauria; Squamata; Gekkonidae. Gene Ontology annotation, cellular component: plasma membrane. The transcript has 24 exons. The record is from RefSeq and is a predicted model, not a curated record.
CAAUGACCCUUCUCAGUCGGUGUUUCUCACUGAGAUUCAAGGUGGGCUUAUACAGCAUGAGACGGCUUAAAUGAACAGAAAUUGAACAUCCAGUAAAUGACACAUUAGCGGUUUGGAUCGCAGAAGUCUGAUAACAGAGCUGAAACCAAACCGAAACAAAGCGAAUUUUAUGGAGUGAGACACCCAAGAAGAGCACCCGCAUCAUCAAUGGACGGCAUGUUCAUAGACGAUCCUGUAUCAGGGGAUGGGAGCCCCAUCUCCCUGAGUGUCCUCACGCUCCUGGAUACCCUGAGCAACAGCACAGAAGAACAGUGCUUCAGUGCCCGCUCACAUAGCACAGUCUUGCAAGGGCUGCCAUUUGGUGGGGUACCCACCGUACUUGCUCUCAACUUCAUCCUCUGGCUGUUCCUCCUUUUGGUCUUCUCCUGCCUUCGGAAAGCAGCUUGGGAGUACGGGUGCCUGGCUUUGCUGGUGGAUAAUGACAGCCUGACGUCACUCUUCUAUGGGGAGCAAAGUGAAAAAGAGAAAUCGCCAUUGGAGACCAGUCCCCUAGAUGCGGAUACUAAAGAUGUGGGAUUCUGCUCCUGGCUCCUGUCCAUUUACCAGAUGAAGGAUGAGGAAAUUCAAAGCAAAUGUGGAAUUGAUGCCACCACCUACCUCUCUUUCCAACGGCACAUACUGGUGCUGCUUAUGAUCAUCUGUGUGCUCUCUGUGGCUGUCAUCCUUCCAGUCAACUUCUCUGGAGACCUCCUGGGGAAGCAUCCAGCUAAUUUUGGCCGAACCACAAUUGCCAAUGUUCCAAAAGAUGACCGACUCUUGUGGCUGCACAGUAUCUUUGCCCUCCUCUAUUUCAUUAUAACCGUCCUCUGCAUGGCUCAUCACUCCAUCCAGCUUGACUACAAGGAGAAUGAGAAGGUGGCCCGGACAUUGAUGGUGACUGGGAUCCCAAAAGAGAUCACUGACCCAUCCCUUGUCAUCAAACACUUUCAUGAGGCUUAUCCUAGCUGCACAGUGACUGACGUCCAGUUCUGCUCAGAUGUUCGCAGACUGAUAAAGCUGGAUUCAGAAAGGCGCAAGGCAAUGAAAGGGAGACUGUACUUUACUACCAAGGCUCAGAAGGAAGGGAAAAUCAUGAUCAAGAUCCACCCUUGUUCCCGCAUCUUCUGCUGCCGUAUCUGUGGCUUUGAAGAGGUGGAUGCUGAGCAGUACUAUGGGGAGCUGGAGGAGAAGUUGACAGAUGAGUUUAAUGCUGAACACAGCCGGAUCGCGCUCAAGCGCCUCGAUAUGGCUUUUGUCACGUUCCAGGACAAGCGGAUGACUGCCACUAUUUUGAAGGAUUACAGUCACACCCACUGCCGCAAGCAUCCACAACAGUCAUCCGUUACCACAGUGGUGAAGUCCCAUUGCUGGGGGGUCAGAUAUGCCCCUGCCCCCAAUGACAUCAUCUGGGAGAACUUGUCCGUCCGUGGUGCAUCGUGGUGGGUGCGAUUUAUCCUGCUCAACAUCUGCCUCUUCAUCCUCCUCUUCUUCCUCACCACGCCCGCCAUCAUUGUCAACACCAUGGACAUGUUCAACGUUACACGGCCUGUGGAGAGCCUCAAGAACCCGAUUGUCACCCAGUUCUUCCCCACACUGCUGCUCUGGGCCUUCUCUGUAUUCCUCCCUUUCAUUGUGUAUUACUCAGCUUUCUUUGAGGCACACUGGACGAGAUCAAAUGAAAAUCAGCUGACAAUGCACAAGUGUUACUUUUUCCUGGUCUUUAUGGUCAUCAUCUUGCCUUCGCUUGGACUGACCAGUUUGGAUCUCUUUUUUCGGUGGCUCUUUGACAUCCACUUCUUGGAUGAGGCACAGAUAAAGUUUCAGUGUGUGUUCCUUCCUGAUAAUGGCGCUUUCUUUGUCAAUUACGUCAUCACCUCCAGCCUGAUAGGAACGGCCAUGGAACUGCUGCCCAUUCCUGCACUUAUCGUCUACGCCACUCGACUUUCCUUCGCCAAGUCUGAGCCAGAGCUACUCCAUAUCAAGCGGAACCAAGCGUAUGAGUUCCAAUUUGGACUGGAAUAUGCCUGGACCUGCUGCAUUUUUGCUGUUGUCAUGACUUACAGCAUCACCUGCCCCAUUAUUGUCCCCUUCGGUUUGCUCUAUAUGCUGCUGAAGCAUAUGGUUGAUCGCUACAAUAUUUACUACGUGUAUAUUCCCACCAAGCUGAACCAACGUAUCCACUCUGCAGCUGUAAGCCAGGUGGUGGUGGCUCCCAUCCUCUGCAUGUUCUGGCUACUGUUCUUCUCCAUCCUCCGUCUAGGCCUCAUCAGGCCCAUCACCCUUUUCACCAGCGUAGUCCUUUUCUUCUGCAUCCUUUUUUCCUUCUUUGGCCUUUGUCUGAAGAAGCUCCGAUCAAGGAAACCCUCCAGUUACCAGCAGCUGUCUGAGCAAUCUGAAGGAGCAUUCAGUGAUACAGAAAGGAGCAGCAUCUCUUCCACUCCCAAUUCCAACAUGUUUGUGGCCACAGUGCUGCAAGAGCCAGAGCUGAGUCUGACACCAGCUGCCUCCCCGGCUCAUCGGUCCUACGGCACUAUGGGCACCCGCCUCGAGCAAGUGGAGAGUAUGGACGAGGGUGGCAUGCAGAGCUUUGAGACAGAGCUGGAGAGCACAGAGGGCGAAUACAGAACGGGGCUGGUGCUGGACAACCAGAGUUCCUAUCAUUGACAACCUCCGGCCAGAGCAAUGACUGAUAGAUAGAAACAUCGAAAUGUUAAGAGUGUCAUAGGGAAGUGUCACGUCCUAAGGCCUCUAGAUUGUUCUGUGCUGCUGUGUUAUCAGUCCUGCUGUGAACCACUCCUGGGCAGAGAUUUAGUUCUUGCUAAGGAGAC